AUAAUCAAUGUGUUUUUUAUCUGGUAUCAACGUUUAUGUGACUGGUCACAGCUAGGGGAGAGGAUGUGUGAUUGACUAAGGAGAGACACAUACGAAAUCCGGUCAACUCCGCGUUUGGUAUCCUGAGUGUACACUAGACCACUGUAGCUGAUACCGGGAAACAUGAAAGUUGUGCGGGACGUCAACACUGACGAGAUUGUUUCAGCAACAUUGGACAAGGCUAAAACACGUUUACACAUCUACAGACAAUGUCAGUUACAGGGUAUCGUGGCAGUCCCGGAGUUGGUGCUGGAUAUGUGUGUUGGACACCAUGAACUAAAUGAUUCAAAGAAUGCUGGUUGGGUGUUAUACAUCUUAACUAAGUGUCACCUUUAUGCUGUGUUUGAAAGUCAAGUUUUAACCAACAAAGCAAGCAAAAGCGUACCACAAACCGAAACAAGAAGAGGAAAUCAGGAAAUUUUCAGCGAACUUCUUGGCAAAGAUUCCAUCUUUGGGGCAAAGGAGUUUGACCCUGUAUCCCAGCCAGUUUACCAGGCCACUGGGGAUCAUUCACUAAUCGAAGUGGGACAGGAAGUAGUCGGUCUAGCUGUUGGAUGUGGAAUAGUUACCAUAGCAUCAUGUUGUCAGGAUCAUUACUUAAUACAAUUAUAUCCACUGGGUGAAUUGCAUGCAGAGAAUCACAAAACCCCUCUACAGACCUAUGUUAUACUUAGACACCUGCCAGUCUCAUGUAGUGAUCUGACGUCCAACCAUCAAUACUUUACACAUUCUGGAGACGGACAAGAGUUCCCUCCCCUUCACAGCUCUGAGGACAUGUCUGUAUCCUUACAUUUAGUUAUGUCCAGUGAUGGCAACCCUGACCAACAAAACUUCUCAUCUAUUCUGGACAUCUCAAAUGACUUUUUCCAGGCUUUGUGUGGUUUUGAGUUGUCAUUGCUGAACUCCCCUUUGCUGUUGAUAUGUCCACCAGAGGGCUCUAUAUACUAUGCACCAAUCAAAUCUCUUGACACAACAAAUAGAAAUGUAAAACUUUUCUGCCACACUCACUAUGCAGUUGUUGGAGUAGGGAAGAUAGAUUUAAAAGUGACAGAUACCAGUGAGCCACCAGGUUUAGAGGUUGGCAUCCAGGACAGACAUACUGGAUUGAUUGUGACAUCACAGGAUGGUAGAGCACUGCUAGCUACUUCCUCCCUGGGGAAACCCCAGAAGCUGGAAUUUAUUGAGUUUGCCUUACCAGGCCCAGUACAGGAUGUUGAUACGCAUGGCAGUAAGAUGUACCAUUCAACAGGGAUGGAUGUGUUUGAGACCCUACUUGAGACUAGUCCAGAGCCAACAGGAUUGUCUUCCCACACUGAAGGGCUGAUGUAUGCCGGGGUCCAGGAGCUGGCCUGUCUCCAUAACUAUAACCAUACCCAAGGUGGUGCCUGUGACUUGAUGCUUGUGACCCCUGGACUCUCACUCAAGGUAAUAAAUCCUGCACUAAGACGACAACGAGGGCGACUGGCACGGGGUACUGGUCAGACCAUCCGAGACCUGCUCCAUAGCAUCAAUAUGUGUAGCCAAGAAACUGAAGCUCUGACACAGCAACAGUCUCACCAGACAGGAAUGUUAGCUCAACUCAACAUGGCUGCCUUUCUGUCCACACAGGACCCACACAGCCCAGACUUUCCACUCCAUUUCUCUUACUCCGUCGCUCAUGUAUGCACUCGUUUACAACAGAGCAAUGAGUGGGUGUUUUCCUGUCACAUGACUAACAUGAGUGAGAUGCAUUUGUCUAGUGAUUGGAUGGUUACAGUAAUUUUGAGUGAUGACAAACAAGAGUUUAUGCACUCGUCUUUCCCUAUUCCUCAUGAGCUGGGACUAGGGGCAGGAGUGGAGUUCAGAAUGGUGCCACCAGCUUCACAUCACUCCCUACUGAGGCCAGUGGAGGUGAAAACUAGUCUGCUGCUCCAGUCCACAAACAAUACCCGGAGCCUGCCUGUUAUGAGUGUACUGGUCAGUACAACUACCCUGGACAUCUUGUAUGGCCUGGUCACUCCAGAGGAUGUGACCACUGUGACCUCACGCACCCAAGAGGUUAGUAUGACACAGCUGGUGAGAGAGAUGGCAGCGACCCGACCAAUAUUCCAGUGUGUGGAAUCCCUCCCUACUCCCACACCAGCAACUAUCAAGAUCCAUGUUCCAAACAAUGUCCUGGAGUCUGACCAACUGUCUGUGUACUGCAAAGAAACCUGUCCUCUGCUGAGUUAUCUACUCCACUCCAGCUCAGUGAGCCCUCGGAACGGCUCUGUCUCCAUGGUGACAGUGGGAGGACAGAAGCUUGAGCUAACCAUUGAGGGUGAAACACUGACCAUACAAAGUGAUAGAGCAGUUGUGGCAAUAGCAGCCAGACAUGCUAUCCUCAACAGACUGAGAGAUUGUGUCAGUCGAGGUACUCGGCCCCUUCAUCAUAAUGACAGGCCAGCGCAACAACAGUUUAACAGCGUACAACUCCUAGAGAACAGGUUAUCAGAUCUACAUUCAUGGAGUUCCACAACAGAUAUAUACAAAAACAGGAAUCAAGUAUUAGACAUGUACACAAAUCUCCGUUCCACGCCUGCAAUUGAGAAAUAUCGACCUGAUGCUCAAUAGAAGUGAUUGGAGAGACAGACUAGUUAUCUAAUUCUAAUAAAAAAUGUAA
Molecule: messenger RNA, 2680 nt
Organism: Mizuhopecten yessoensis (Yesso scallop)
Lineage: Eukaryota; Metazoa; Mollusca; Bivalvia; Pectinida; Pectinidae
Exons: 7
Coding region: 163-2631 (822 amino acids)
Biological process (GO): interstrand cross-link repair
Cellular component (GO): Fanconi anaemia nuclear complex; nucleoplasm
Source: RefSeq, a predicted model, not a curated record